GAACUAUCCUAUGAACAGUCCUGUAUAUUUUCUCAAUUCAUUUGCCUUUGGCAAAAGUUUUUGUACACUGUCUGUCCUCCUGCAGCUCUCUCUCUCUCUCUCUCUUUCUCUCUCUUUUUAAAGGAUUUCAGCUUCAUUUAUUGCUUAAUUUCAUUUUUUUUUCUUUUUCUUAAGGUUCUCUUAAAGGCUAUUUUCUACUCCUAUUUCAGUGCUCUGAUUUAAAAACAGCAUCUAAAGGGUUGUGUCUCUUUUCAUAUUUAAAUGUCCAUAUUCACUGCGAGGACUGAGUAACAUUUUUGGAUAUGAAAUAGAUCAAUGAAAGUUGUUUAACUUAUUCUGAUAUUAUUCUGACGUAAGCAAAAUAAACUCUGACGACAGCAGUUGCUUUCAUCUGACUAGGAAUAGUCUACUGAAUGUUAGUCGACGAGAAGAGGCUUAGUCGACUAACAUUUUAUUAGUUUGUAAGUCACAGAAAAGAAAUGGUCCAUGUCCAUGAUGGAAAGAUCAAUAACAACUGGUCCUUGAGGUAAUUACUGUAUAUUAGGCAGGAAAUCAAUUUGCCUAUCCUUCAUUAAUCUCAUAUAUGGCUUAUCAAUUGGAAGUAAGUAGUGGCAGUUUUACAGGGCCACUCACUCUAACAUUAAUAAAGCGAAAUGUGCGCUAUUAGGGUGCAUUUCUGAGUGCUUGUGCAGAUUGUGGAAGCUAUUAAUAUGUCUACUGCAUGACAUGAAGGUGUCGGCGCUAUUACUGGCAUUUUUCCUGAAAACAGUUGAGACAAAUGUCAUAAUUUUUGACCAUGCAGAUAAGAGGAAAACAUCAUUAGAAACUAAAGAAUCUACUUUUAUUUGUGUACUUACAAUAUCAACAAAAGGUUGUGCUUUUGUAAAAUAAAGAAAAUGGCUAGGGCUGUAGUAUUUUUGUGGCUUUAAGUGUUCCUACCUACUUUUGAUUUCUCCAUCCAAAAUAUGGCAAAUUCUGCGUCAUAAAGUAAAUUCCGCUUUUAUGACUGGAUUCCAUGAUUCCAUCUGCAUUUUUUACCUCGUGGGAAUUUAGCACUAUAAUUAUCGGAUUACAUGAUUAAUCGUUAGAAUAAUCGACUGAUUACUUGAUUACCAAAAUAAUUGUUAGUGACAAGCAUAAACACAACAACAUUCAAAACAAGCCCACGAAAACACAAUCAAGAUGAAAUGCAAAUGGAGCUUAAAAAUGCAACUUAAUUACCAGGCACAUGAAAAGCACACACAAGAAGAAAUGCGCUGGAUUGUGUCCUGGCGUUCAUAAAAGAAACAUUUUCUAAGGUUACAAUAGACUAAAACUGCAAGUUAAUGGGUACUAUUAAAGCACCUCUCAGUCUUACCAGUAUUUUAGAAUGUACUUUUAGAAACAAUAGCUUGCACAAAGCAUUCAGGUUUAUUCUGUGUGCUAGAACAGUAAUCCGGCAGCAGAAAACUCUCACUCAGCAAUAGAAGAACAGUGGGGAUGCUGAAGAUUUUUUCAGGAGACAUUGGCUAGUCGAGGGAGGGGCACUUGGUUUUCUAAAAUCCUAGUAUGUCUUCCUGUAGGCUUUUUCUCAUUGAGCUCAGGUACUCCUCCAUCUCCAAAUGCCAUCCUUCUUGGGAGCGCUUCUGGCCUCAGUGACUGUCCACACCUUUUCCUUAUAUUUUUAUUCUUUAGUCCAUAUUUUUUGAUGUUCCUUCAGGACUUCAGUCACUACUGUCUUCCCACACUUGGCUGACUGUGACCUGAUGGCACUGAAAGAGAAGAGUGAAGUACUGAAUGAAAUGGAAGAGAAAGAUCAUGAUUUCAUAAAUGGAGAAACAUCUUUUACUUGUUCACAGACUGAAAAGACUUCCUCAAGAAAAAGGGCUCAAAAGACAGAAAGAAAACGUUAUUUCACCUGCGAACAGUGUGGAAGAAGUUUCAUUAGAAAAGAAAGCCUUAACAGACACAUGAGAGUUCAUACUGGAGAGAAGCCUCACACCUGCUCUUUUUGUAAAAAGAGUUUUGAUCAACAUGAAAAUCUUGAAGUCCACAUGAGAACUCAUAGAAAGAAACUGUACACAUGCUCUCAGUGUGGAAAGAGUUUCGGUCAAAAACGACACUUUGAAGGCCAUAUGAGAAUUCACUCUGAAAAGCAACCCUACACAUGCCCUCAGUGCGGAAAGAGAUUUAAACAUAAAGGACGCUUUGAAGACCACAUAAGAAUUCACACUGGAGAGAAGCCUUUCACCUGCCAACAAUGUGAAAGAAGUUUCAACCAAAAAGGAAACCUUGACAGGCACAUGAGUGUUCACACUGGAGAAAAGCCAUACAACUGCCAACAGUGUGGAAGAAAUUUCAACCGGAAAGAAAAUCUUAACUCCCACCUGACCGUUCACACUAGAAAGAGUCUUUUCACCUGCCAACAAUGUGGAAUAAGUUUCACUCAAAAAGAAGGCUUUAACAGACACAUGAGAAUUCACAAUGUAGAACAGCUUUACUCAUGUGAUCAGUGUGGAGAUAGUUUUGAUCAACAUGGAAGCCUUGAAGUCCACAUGAGAACUCAUAGAGAGAGACCCUACACAUGCUCAGAGUGUGGAAAGACUUUCUGUCAAAAACAACACUUUGAACACCACAUGAGAAUUCACACUGGAGAGCAACCUUACACAUGCCCUCAGUGCGGAAAGAGGUUUAAUCAUAAACAACACUUGGAGGACCACAAAAGGAUUCACACUGGAGAGAAGCCUUUCACCUGCCAACAAUGUGGAAGAAGUUUCAACCAAAAAGGAAACCUUGACAGACACAUAAACCGUCACACUGGAGAGAAGCCGUUUAUAUGUGGUCACUGUGGAAAGAGUUUCAAAAAUAAAGCAGCAUUUAAACACCACAUGAGUUUUCACAUAUGAGACAACUGUAUUUUUACAUUAUCAGUCAGAGUCAUGUAAUAACACCAGAGAGAAGCCUUUGCUGUGCCAUCAAUGUGGAAAGACUUGCAGAAACAAGACAAACUUGAGGUUUACAGAAGCACCCCGGUAUAAUUCAAAAUAGCUGAACAGCGGAUUUGGGUUUGUUUACACCUGGGUUUAAAAUGUGUUUUGGUUGAUAGGCUCACAAAUAGACUGUCCCUGUAUCACUGUCUCUUUUGUCCACUUCUGUCCCCAUUCUGUCAAUGGGAGGGUAAAUGCUUGUGAUCUUUCAGUAUGUGGCAAUGUACAGAGAUUUAAAGAGCAGGUCAUAUGGUAUUUUAAAGUGUCCUAAUAUUGUGUUGGAGUCCCUUAUAACAGAUUUAAAUGCAUCUAAGGUCAGAAAACAUUGUAAUUUUCUUAGAAUAUA
Messenger RNA from Cyprinus carpio (common carp), 3312 nucleotides. RefSeq names its product gastrula zinc finger protein XlCGF8.2DB-like. NCBI's taxonomy places the organism in Eukaryota, Metazoa, Chordata, Actinopteri, Cypriniformes, Cyprinidae. Gene Ontology annotation, biological process: regulation of transcription by RNA polymerase II. The record is from RefSeq and is a predicted model, not a curated record. Gene Ontology annotation, molecular function: RNA polymerase II cis-regulatory region sequence-specific DNA binding; DNA-binding transcription activator activity, RNA polymerase II-specific. The transcript is spliced from 2 exons. Bases 1746 to 2885 code for a protein of 379 amino acids. Gene Ontology annotation, cellular component: nucleus.